Fusarium keratoplasticum is the source of this 1629-nucleotide messenger RNA. RefSeq lists its product as uncharacterized. Gene Ontology annotation, biological process: transmembrane transport; carbohydrate transport. The transcript has 3 exons. The record is from RefSeq and is a predicted model, not a curated record. Gene Ontology annotation, cellular component: membrane. Gene Ontology annotation, molecular function: carbohydrate:proton symporter activity. NCBI's taxonomy places the organism in Eukaryota, Fungi, Ascomycota, Sordariomycetes, Hypocreales, Nectriaceae. The coding region runs from base 1 to 1629 and encodes 542 amino acids.
AUGGAGCCGUCGACCAAGAAGAACAUGUGGCAGUCCCUUCGGGAGAACCCCAAGGUCCUGUUCAUUGCCUUCUUUGCAUCGCUUGGAGGUUUUGAGUAUGGUUACCAACAGGGUGUUCUUGGCCAGUCUCUGGUCAUGACCCGGUUCACUGAGAACUUUCCUUCUGUCGUCAAGUCCUCCUCAGCAACUGGCUGGCUUACUUCUAUCCUCCAGCUGGGAGGCAUUCUUGGGUCUCUCUCGGCUGGUGUUCUAGGCGAGCUCAUCUCCAGAAAGUACACCAUGUUUAUCGCUUGUUGCUGGGUUAUCCUUGGCAGUUACCUCUACGUCGGCGCAACUGCUGGUGCCCCAUCUCUUCUCUAUGCUGGACGAUUCUUUACCGGUGUCGGAGUCGGCCUCUUCAGCGGCGUCGGUCCUCUUUACAACGCUGAGCUCUCUGCUCCAGAGAUGCGAGGUCUCCUCGUCUCCUUCUACCAACUGGCAACUAUCCUGGGAAUCAUGCUCUCUUUCUGGGUUGGCUACGGCAGCAACUACAUUGGUGGAACCGGAGAAGGCCAAUCUGACCUCGCCUGGCGCCUCCCCUCGAUCAUCCAAGGCAUCCCCGCCGCGGCCCUCGCUGUCGGUAUCUGGUUUAUGCCUUUCUCCCCACGCUGGCUUGUCAAGGUCGGUCGUGAUGAAGAGGCUAGAUCCACCCUGGCAUGGAUGCGCAAGCUGCCAGAAGACCACGAAGACAUCCGGGUCGAAUUCCUCGAGAUCAAGGCCGAAGCUGUCUUUGAGCAAAAGGUUUUUGCUCGCGACUUUCCUCAUCUUGCGGAGAAGGGCAAGAGCCGCUUCAUGCAGCAGGUGGCUCAGUAUGUGACUUGCUUCAGGAGUAUUGAUAACUUGAAGCGUGUCUGCACGGCUUGGCUGGUCAUGUUCUUCCAGCAGUGGUCUGGAAUUGACGCCAUUAUCUACUAUGCCUCGAAUGUCUUUAUCAGCCUUGGACUCACUGGUGGAACUAUUGCCCUGCUGGCAACUGGAGUCACUGGUGUCGUCUUCCUCAUCAGCACCAUUCCUGCCAUGUUGAUCAUUGAUCGGGUUGGUCGCAAGCCUCUCCUGCAGAUCGGCUCCGUCGUCAUGGGCGCCAGCAUGGUCACUGUCGGCGUCAUUGUAGCCAAGUUCCGACACGACUGGCCUUCUCACGUUGCAGCCGGCUGGUCAGCCGUGGCCCUAAUCUGGGUCUAUAUUGCUGGAUUUGGUGCUACAUGGGGCCCUGUUUCUUGGACGCUUGUGUCUGAGAUCUUCCCUCUGUCCAUCCGAGCCAAGGGAGCCUCCAUCGGUGCAUCCAGUAACUGGGUCAACAACUUUGCCAUCGCCUUCUUUGUGCCUCCUAUGCUGGAAGCCUGGGCAUGGGGAACCUAUAUCUUCUUUGCCGUUUUCUUGGCUGCUGGUAUCGUUUGGGUCUGGAUCUACCUUCCCGAGACCAAGAAUGCCACUCUUGAGGACAUGGACCGAGUCUUCAAGAGCCGCACGGGUGAGAUGGACGGUGUGCUUAUGAGGGAGGCUCAGGCCGAGGUUGGUCUGCUUGGUUUUGCUCAUGAGCGUAAGCUUUCUCAUGACAAGGAGGUUGAGAAGCAUGUCGAGGAGUUGUAA